Exophiala oligosperma is the source of this 1564-nucleotide messenger RNA. RefSeq lists its product as uncharacterized. Gene Ontology annotation, molecular function: nucleotide binding. The transcript has 3 exons. The record is from RefSeq and is a predicted model, not a curated record. Lineage: Eukaryota; Fungi; Ascomycota; Eurotiomycetes; Chaetothyriales; Herpotrichiellaceae. Bases 206 to 1396 code for a protein of 396 amino acids.
GUUCAAUGACGUUGAGUGACUGACGACCAUCCACGGCCUUUUCCCCGCGAUGUUUUCUCCCCCCAAUAAAGAACCAUGUAUAUACCUUGGCUAGGUACUCUUCAGUUGUGUUGUUUACAAUUGACCUCUUGACCAGAGAACGUUUGCGUGCAAGUGAAAUUCGUUGAAAGACUACUUGUCAAUAGGUGCGGAUAUAGCUUGAAACAUGGCAGCACCAAAACAGGUUCGGUGGGGGAUGAUGGCCACGGGCGGUAUCGUACGUACCUUUGCCAAAGAUAUCCUCCUCGACCCAUCGACUCGAAAUGUCGUGGACAUCAAACAUGUCAUCACCGCCGUCGCAUCCUCUUCGUCCCUGUCAUCAGCCCAAAAGUUCAUCUCGGAAGUCGUGGCUCCCGUCCAAUCUACUCCCUCUUGCACACCCUACGGGUCCUACGAGGACCUGGUGAAGGACCCCAACGUCGACAUCAUCUACAUUGGCACGCCGCAUUCUCACCACUUUCAGAACGCCAUGCUUGCACUGCAGCACAAUAAACCCGUGCUUUGCGAAAAGGCCCUGACGGUGAAUGUGGCUCAGGCGAAAAAGUUAUACCAGACCGCGAAAGAGAAGGGUCUGUUUUUCAUGGAGGCCGUGUGGACGCGGUACUUUCCCAUCAGCAAGACCAUCAGGAAACACAUCAUGGACAACGACAUUGGCGAGGUCGUCAGGGUGAGCUCGGACAUGAGUAUAGGUGCCGUCCCGGAGGACUCGUUCGCCGUGGACCACCGCAUGGUCAACCUCGAUCUGGCCGGAGGUUGUUUGCUGGACCUGGGUGUGUACUCCCUCACGUGGGCGUUUCAGACGUUGUACCAUACAUUGUCACCGUCGUUGCGGGAACAAGACCGGCCCAAGGUCGUGGGCGCGACCAUGACGUUCGAACCACGCACGCACGCCGACGAGUCGACCAUCAUCCUGCUCGAGUUCCCCAAGUCGACACCCAGCGGCAAGACAAAGGCUCACGCGGUUGCGACGACGGCCAUGCGCGUGAGUGACGACCCAGCAAGAGGGAGAGGUCCCGAAGUCGAGGUGCCCACGGUCCGCGUUCAGGGCGAAAAGGGGGAGAUUCAGGUUUGGGGUCCCAUAUACAGACCGACGAGGUACAGGCUCGUGCCCAAGGAUAAGGGGCAAGAGGUCAUUGAUAAGACGUUUACUUUUGAGGCUGGAGCACACGGAAUGAUGUACGAGGCUGACGCGGCCGCCAAAGCCUGGCUGGAAGGAAAACUCGAAUCCGAGUCGAUGACGUGGCAAGAGAGUAUCCUGAUCAUGGAGGUAAUGGACGAAGUCAGAAGAAAGGCUGGGCUCAAGUAUCCCGAUGACAUUGAGACGACCGAAUACCCUGUCAAAUUGAAGGGUAGAUAAGGUAAGAUUCUGUUAGGAAUUGGGGAUUCCAAAGUAGGUACUCAGGUAGUGAAAGAAUCUCAACCAAGAUACUCUUGGACACUGUGCCUGACUUCUUGAGAAUUUGAAUUGGGGGAUUUCUGUUCCUUUAGAUUUUCUCUUAGGAAUGUUUCAUAUUUUGGCCAGCGC